Fusarium coffeatum is the source of this 1140-nucleotide messenger RNA. RefSeq lists its product as uncharacterized. Gene Ontology annotation, molecular function: glycosyltransferase activity. NCBI's taxonomy places the organism in Eukaryota, Fungi, Ascomycota, Sordariomycetes, Hypocreales, Nectriaceae. The coding region runs from base 1 to 1140 and encodes 379 amino acids. The record is from RefSeq and is a predicted model, not a curated record. Gene Ontology annotation, biological process: protein N-linked glycosylation. Gene Ontology annotation, cellular component: Golgi membrane. The transcript has 4 exons.
AUGGGGUCUGUAGAUGUUAUGCUUGUCCUAUUUUUGAGUUUUUCUGAGGCUACGGCCAACAUUAGUACCGCGACUACUCCAAGCCAACCCGCACAACCCUCGAAACCGCAAAUAACAGACUUUGUCAAGAGAAACUGCCACAAGAAGAUCCGAGAGGAGCACAAGCGCAAUGCUACCGAUGCUCAAGAACAAACCCUGGCUUCGACGCUUGCCGAACUAUGGAAGCCUUUAGUACAUCCCAUCACAGAACGGGUGUUUGUCACCGAUAAGGGGGAGCGAUUUGAAGUUCCGGAAGGACAGAUGCGAUGGAAGAGACCGUUGGGGAAGAAGGUUGUUCUUAUCGAUACGGAUACACGGCUUGAUGCAAGCAGCGAGAAUACAAUGUUAAACGAGUGUCCGUUGUACUACCCGACUCUUCCUGGACGAACUGCUGGACAUCUCAACCACUAUCUAUAUGCUAUGAUCCACGGUUACGACUACCGUUUAGUAAAAGCAGCAGACUACCCCGACCGACACGGUACAUGGAUCAAACCCGCCAUCGCAAAAGAAGCUUUAAAAUCCUACGACUUCGUUGUCUCACUCGACUCGGACGCUGUCUUCACCCACCUGGACCUCCCACUAGAAUGGCUUAUGAACCUCUGGGACGUGCACCCCGAAACCCUCAUCGCAAUGGCCUACGACCUCGACAUAAAAGCCGACUACGACUCACACAACAAUCUCAUCCUGAACACAGGCUUCGUAAUUUCACAAGCCAGCAAGCGCACACAAGAGCUAUAUUCCAGAUGGGAAGAUUGUCCCCGCAGCAUUCCAGGCUGCGAAGCCUGGAAUCUGAAGUGGGCGCAUGAACAAAGCGCCUUUUCAUAUUACAUCCGCUACGAAUUCAACGGAACGCAUGAGAUCAAGGGGAUUCCGUGUAAUCAUGCCAACGGGAAUGAAUUUGCGAAUGAGGGGAACUGUGAAUGCCAGGGUGUUUUUGUGAGCCAUAAUUGGCAUACUAAGCACAAGGUUCCUGAGCUGCUUAGUAGGAGUGUUAUGACUGCUAUGGCGAGGAGAUUGCAUGGGCAGUUUCAGAAGGAUAUUGGGGGGUUUUUUACGGAUGUUUCGAAUGAGACUUAUCCUUUGAAGGAUAUCACGAUAUAG